Asterias rubens (European starfish) is the source of this 3808-nucleotide messenger RNA. Its product is annotated as RNA-binding protein 1-like. The record is from RefSeq and is a predicted model, not a curated record. The transcript is spliced from 5 exons. Bases 81 to 824 code for a protein of 247 amino acids. Gene Ontology annotation, molecular function: RNA binding; zinc ion binding. Gene Ontology annotation, cellular component: nuclear speck. Gene Ontology annotation, biological process: mRNA splicing, via spliceosome. Lineage: Eukaryota; Metazoa; Echinodermata; Asteroidea; Forcipulatida; Asteriidae.
CAGCAUCGCGUGCGUGCAACGCGAGAUGUGUUUGUGAGGAAGGCAAUACAUCUCUAACCUACAACAAAUAGUUUGCUACGAUGUCUCGCUACCAGAGCUCAGACCGUGGAGGUGGUGGUGGUGGAGGCGGGGGUAGUCGAAGUGGAGACCCAGAUUGCAAAGUAUACGUCGGUAACCUCGGCUCGUCAGCGGGAAGGAGGGAGCUUGAGAGUGCAUUCAAUGGCUACGGGUCGUUGAGGAACGUCUGGGUGGCCAGAAACCCUCCAGGUUUUGCCUUCAUCGAGUUUGACGAUCCGCGUGAUGCUCAGGAUGCAGUGAAAGGAAUGUAUAGAAAGAGAAUAUGCGGAAGAGAUGUAACAGUCGAGAUGUCCAACGGAGAGAAACGCCAGAGGCGAAGCUUCGGCGGUGGUGGCGGGGGCAGACCGCCCCCACGACGGGCCAGCCGAAAUGACAAAUGCUACUCUUGCAGCGACUACGGCCACUUUGCCCGCGACUGCCCCAAUAGAGGGAGUGGAGGCGGGGAUGGCGGGUACGGAGGGCGUCGCUACGGAGGUGGAGGUGGUGGUUGGGGCGGUUCUCGCGACCGCGAUAAUCGCAGAUCAAGGAGUAACUCCAGGAGUCGCAGCCGUGGGCGAAGUCGCAGCCGUAGCCGCGGACGAAGCCGCAGUCGCAGCCAUAGAAGCCGCAGUCGUAGCCAUAGCCGUGGACACAGCCGUAGUGUCUCUCCACCACGUAGACACAAGAGCCACAGCAAGUCUCGUAGCCGUAGCCGAAGCCAUUCUCGUUCUCAUCACCGAAGGAGUUCCUCCAACGAGAGAGAAUAGUUUCAUCAUUUUACCCAGAAUGCCCUUCAGUCCAGCUGUAUAGACUGUCAGAGAAAUACAUGCUAUUUCUGAAGAAAAAAAAAAGAAAAACAAAAAGAAGAAAAAAAUUGAAAAAGAAAUUGUGAAGCAUAUCACAUCAUGUUAGAAGCAGCAGUCUAACUUAAUCUUUAAGACUAAAAUGGUCAAGGGACCAAUUCUUGUGAUCUGCUAAGCAUGUUUUACAGACUACCAGGUGAAUGUAUGCGUUUCAUAUUCAUCGGCUGGUUACCAUUGUAAGUUUUGGAUUCGCUAAGCAUAACUGACAAUCUACCAACUUAUUGCAUGAAUUUUUGUAUUGUUAAAAAAAAUUGUCAAUAUAUCGUCUGAAGAAUCCACAAUUUAAGCAAGAGUUGAUUUGUGUUCACUUGUGUAUUUGUCAUAUUUCUUGUUACCUAGGCGUUCUUGGCUUACACAUCUUACAUAUAAAUUGGGGUAGUUUCAUAAAAGCUGUUAAGCAGAAAAUGCAACUGAGUAAAUAUUUUCGCUAAGCUAAACAAAAUUAGGGUGGCACCGGUUGUAACAAAUAUUAACUUUAUAGAAUGUUAGCUGGUAGCCUGUUUCUGCUUAGCAGUAUUUACUGAUGCUUAUGAACAUUUUGCGCCUAGGCUUUAUGAAACUUGGCCCAGGGCUUAGCCUGUAAGCGCUCUGGAGGAUGUUACAGAAAAGCAGAGUUAUAAAGCGUAGACACGUCUGAAAUUAUUACACCACUUUGCUCGUUUUCCAUUGUAAUUAGGCAUGAUGUUCUUCCUAUGGUAAUCUGAAUUGUUUGUUUACACGCAUUGCUAUUUUUACCAUGUUUUAUUAUGGUUUGACACUCAAAAGUCUCAACAUGAUUAUUUUUUAGAUGUGCACUCUGCAAAAAACACCUCAGCGACGAAAUAAAAGGUUUGAAAAAAUAACCCAGCCGUUAGUCUUAAAAAACGGAUUAUCCACAAAGAAGGGGGCCUCCUCCUUCCUUUUUGUAGAAAGGGAGGACGCUAAACAUGUUUUUUUUUUGGAGGGGGGGGGGGGCAUUCGGUAUCCCAUACCCAACAUGGCAUCCUACCGUUCUAUAUCCAGCUUGGUGUCCCAUCCAAAAAGGCGUCACAUAUCCAACAUUGCGACCCAUAUCCAAAAUAAUGGUGUCCAAUAUCAACAUGAUGUGUUAAAUACUGUACAUAUCCACAUGGUGCGAUAUGGACCAUGCAAUAAUAUUAUGGUCUCAUAUUCACUGCUGCUGUUAUGGAUCCACCAAUCGGGGCUCACUUUUAAAGAGCUGCUUAAGCUGAGAAUACUAGUGCUUACAAAUUUACUGCUUAGCAAAAGAAGCCGGAAACCAGUCGAUGAAUAAACAUGUGACAUGCCAUUUUGGCUGGUAACCUUAUUCUGAUAGCACAAUUUUGUUCUACGCAUUUACAAUGUAAGCAACUUAUUUCCACUAAGAAGCGCUGGUAAUUUUCGGUCCCAAAACUUGGAUGAAAGUUUGGUUCAAGUUUGCUUGAAUUUAUCAAAGAUGCAUGUUGGUUGAACUAAACGGGAUACAGCUAGGUUUCAAAUGUUCCUUAAAUUUCAGUAUCAUGUCUGUGUAAUGAAGUAGCUUAGAGUUAUCGCAUCUUGGGUGUGUUUUGAGUUGUCCACAAGUUCCAUUUGACAGUAGCAAAAGAAUGUUAUAACAUGUAAAGGUUUUAUAAUCAAAAGCCCAGAAUUUCAAUAGUGGAAAAUCAUGCACUAUGGGUCUGUUAUGCUAAAUUUAAUGUCAAACUUUACCAUUGAUUUAAUUUUUACUAAGAAGCUAAAUUUACCACUGGUUUACCUGAUGCGCUCUUAAAAGUAGCCACUGAAAAGAAAUGAAAAUAAAAUUGUUAAAUAUAUUGAGCAUUUUUAAGUGAAUACAUGUGUACAGUUCAGAGCACUCCUUUUUAUUUGUUGAGAUGUAAUGCUUUUUCUUUUCUGCGAAGAAAUUAAUUUUGGGUAUUUUUGCUCCAAGUUUUUAAAAAGUAACAUGGUCAGUGAUUUUUGAUAUAGGAGGGGCCUAAUGAUUGCUUAUUUCUUCAGUCACAUUUAUUGAUGUAUUGUAUGUAGUACAUUUGUCAGUGGCAGACAUUGCCUGUAUAAAUUGCAGACUGCCAAAUUUUAUUGAGCUGAGUAAGCACAACAAGUAUUUGCUAAGCAUAACAAAAAUUAAGGUUACCAGCCAAAGAACUUUCACUUGCACUCGGUAUGUGACUGGUAUCCUGUUGAUAAUUGCUUAGCAGAAAAAUGUACGUGUAAAGCCAAAUUAUUUUGAAAUUUAGGCUUGAUGAUCGAUCACACUUGAUUUACAAUCGUCCAAAAAGAAAAAAAUUAUGUCGUCAUUUUGAGCGCGCGGCACCAACAGCGAGAGGUAAAAGAAGGUUUCUCAUUGGCCCAUCACGUUUAUUUUCCCUUUUUUUCUUCGUCGUUUUUACCUUAAAGAUUACAGGGUGAUGAUGAUGUCACUGAUUAAAGCCGGUUCAUACUUGCUGCGGAUGCGUAGCGAAUUUUGGUGACAUAAUAAUCUGUAUGCGCUCCCCUCCAAACUGUGACGCAAGUUAAUUCUCUUUGCACCAAGCAUUUGCAAGCAGCAUGAACCGGGCUUAACGGUCCAUAAAAAGUGUGUUUCAUUCAACCUAGAGAAAGUUUGAAUCAGUACCUACAUGUACCCCAGAUUUUUUAUCAAGGUAGGAAUAAAAAUCAUAAAAAAUAAACACAAAUUGUUAUUAUUUUUUUUUUAGCAGAGUUCUCACACAAUUUUGUUUUGGGAAAAUGUUUUAUUUUAUUUAUUUGUUUUUUGUUAUGUUAAGUUUUCUUUGCAUACACUGCUUUAUAACUCUUUCUACCUUAUGCUCUAUAUGUGUUAAGUAUGUGCAUUAUUUUUAAAAUUGUUGUGACAUUGUUACAUUACUGUUAGAAAAUAAAUGAUUAGUUUUUGUGACGGGUUACAGAUG